AUGAAUGCAUGGAAAUCAACCCCGAGGGCAGCAGGGCCCGGGGAGGCCCAAGCAGGAGCCAAGCAGACGGUCCAGGGGCACCUGUGGAGCUCCGCUUACCUGACGCUGGCCCUCCUGCUCGGCCAGUCGAGGAGGACGGCAUGUCCCCUCAGCGCCAGGCCGCGUCUGCUCCACUGUCUCCUCCCAACAGCGGUCCCUCGGCUGCCCAGUGCCAGUGCCUUGCGGGUCAUGGCCGGCGUGUGGCUCCUGUCAGCCUUGAUCGUCAGCUCGGUGUACCGCUCCAACCUCAAGGCCAUGCUGAUCCUGCCCAAACUGCGCCUGCCCUUCGACAGCAUGGACGAGCUCUUGGAGGCCAACAUCCCGACAUAUGUGGCAGAUGGCACGAUGCUGUACCAGAAAAUGAUGGUAUCACCUCCCGACUCCUUCCUGGGUCGUCUUCGUGCGCAGACAGUGACGUACCUGGAUACUCCUCGUGCAAUCAGGGAACUCUUGUUGGGCCGUCAUGCAACCUUUGCGAGCAGGGCCAUUGGUCAGUCUGUCAUCCACCAGAUCUUCGAGCAGACCAAGACCUGCCCACUCUACACGGCCAAAGAGCGAUUCUGGGGCGCCACUAGCGUUGCCUUGGCCUUUCCAAAGGGUUCCCCACUCAAGCCAAAGAUAGACAAGAUUUUUCGGCGUCUGACGGAGUUCGGCAUCCCGGAGUACCUCCACCAGAAGCAGAUCAGGCACGAGCGCAAGUGCCAGAUGGACGACUUCACGCGGCCCAGCGACGCCCUCCGCCCUCUGGCCCUCGGGGACUUCUACGGCGUCUUCAUCGUCUACGUUGGAGGUAAGGCCGAGGGCUUAGGGGGAGCCUUCUCACCUGGAGUAUUAUUCAAGUCGCACCAUGAACACAUUGCUUGA
Penaeus vannamei (Pacific white shrimp) is the source of this 903-nucleotide messenger RNA. NCBI's taxonomy places the organism in Eukaryota, Metazoa, Arthropoda, Malacostraca, Decapoda, Penaeidae. The record is from RefSeq and is a predicted model, not a curated record.